This is a messenger RNA of Arthroderma uncinatum, 1638 nucleotides long. Its product is annotated as phosphatidylserine decarboxylase proenzyme. The transcript has a single exon. Gene Ontology annotation, biological process: phosphatidylethanolamine biosynthetic process. Bases 1 to 1638 code for a protein of 545 amino acids. Gene Ontology annotation, molecular function: phosphatidylserine decarboxylase activity. NCBI's taxonomy places the organism in Eukaryota, Fungi, Ascomycota, Eurotiomycetes, Onygenales, Arthrodermataceae. Gene Ontology annotation, cellular component: mitochondrion. The record is from RefSeq and is a predicted model, not a curated record.
AUGCUUAGGCAUUAUUCCAAGGCCAGAGCCAGUCUCCGGCAGGGCUCCUGGGACGGCUUUUCUGGUGGGCUGGCACCGGGCAGAUGCAAUGGAAGAUGUCAGAUAAUUUCAAGCAGGCAGUUCUCGUCAUCUAGAAAAUACCGGAGCAACCAGGAGUCCCAAGGUGGCAAGCAAAAAUCCGGGGAUGAUGAGAAGGAAUCAUUCGGAUCGAGACUGAGAGCUGCACUCGGAAAAACCAAAAUCGAAUGGUACCCUAUUCCAGUCGGGCUGGGAAUUGCGUUUCUCGGACUUGCCCAGUUCUACAAGUCCCAGCAGGCCGAGAAGCAGAGGAUGCUGAUGGAAGCUGAACGGGGGGACCGGCCUCAGGAGGUUGUUCCCAGGCAACGGGUACGUCCAACCGGGCCAUGGCAGGUCCAGGUCAUGUCUACGUUGCCGCUGAAGCUCGUAUCUCGCAUAUGGGGCCGAUUCAACGAGCUGGUCUUGCCCUAUCCUCUCCGCGUCCCAGGCUUUAAGCUCUACUCCUGGAUAUUCGGAGUGAACCUGGACGAGGUCGAUGAGCCCGAUCUCCACGUAUACCCCAAUCUAGCUUCAUUUUUUUACCGGAAGCUGAAGCCAGGAGUGCGACCCCUGGACCCCAACCCGUCUGCACUGCUUUCACCUUCUGACGGACGUAUUCUUCAAUUUGGAAUGAUUGAGCGUGGAGAGGUGGAACAGGUGAAGGGGAUGACCUACAGUCUUGAAGCACUGCUUGGGCUCGGGACCGUAAGCCCGGAUUCAGAACCCGUGCAUCCCACCACCCGACCUAUGCACAAGGUGGACGACGAUACCGACCCUGAAAAUCUCGCCGCAGACCAGGAGUUUGCCAAAAUGAAUGGCCUGAGCUACACACUACCUACGCUACUCUCCGGAACUACAAAGCACAUCGCUGACAAGAACGGCUCAAUGGACGCAUCGAUGGAAUCUAGCUUGACUUCUGAAGAGAAAGUGAAAGCCGAUCUCGCGAAGGGAGAGCCAGCAUGGUAUUCGCCGAGGCCAACCUCGAAUCGGGCACUGUACUAUGUGGUGAUAUACCUUGCACCGGGAGACUAUCAUAGGUUCCACUCACCAGCCUCCUGGGUCGUCGAAAGUCGGCGACAUUUUGCCGGGGAACUCUACUCGGUCUCUCCUUACUUGCAACGCACAUUGGCAGGACUCUUCACACUUAAUGAACGGGUCGUCCUGUUAGGCCGUUGGCGUUGGGGCUUCUUCAGUUAUACGCCCGUCGGUGCAACCAAUGUGGGAUCAAUAAAGAUCAACUUUGAUGCCGAACUUCGAACGAACAGCCUAACCACCGACACUGCUGCCGAUCGUCAGGCCGCCCUUGCUGCCCAGCGAGGUGAGCCCUAUUCCGGCUACACGGAGGCAACAUAUGGACACGCCAGUAAGACGCUCGGGGGCCAUGCUUUACAGCGAGGAGAAGAGAUGGGUGGCUUCCAGCUGGGCAGCUCGAUAGUUCUAGUCUUCGAGGCGCCCAUGGGCAACCGCCAGAGCUUUGAUGUUUCUUGGACAGGUGAGCGAAAGGGCGGAUGGCAAUGGCACAUCAAAAAGGGACAAAGAAUAAAGCAAGGCGAGGCGUUGGGGGAGGUUGUAGAGGACUGA